AUGUCGUCCUAUCCCACGUCCGCUGAGGCAACGGGCACCACGAAUGUGGGUAAUAAUAAACCCAUCAUUGAGCCUGCAAGCGCGAGCUGGUUUACUGAUUACAUCAUGGAUGUGAAACUUGAGUCAAAAGAUGGCACCGACAUCCCACUUUACAAUGAGAAGCUGAUGACUCACGUCACCCAGAUCACUAAUGGCGGGCCCUAUGUCAUUGAUCGUGUGCACAGCGACAGAUGGAAAUUGCGAUUGGAGGGGAAACGCGGGUCCGGACAAACUCAAAGCCCCGUUGGUACAACAUCUCCAGAGAAGAAAACCAUGUCGUUGAAAGAUGGCAAGGUGAAUACACAGCGUAUCAGUUCUCCUACAAUGUGGAAGAACGGCGGGGAACAUAAUCGGUUCGUGGCAGUCCGAUGCCCUAAAAUGGACAACCCAGCUAUCGCGGUGAAAGUUAAUGGGCAUUAUGGUGGACUCCACUGGGUGGGUCUGUUCGUUAAAUCGAGGACAGAUGACACCAACCAAUUCAUUGCCGUGAGAACCACCCAUCGCUUGCUUCCAGAUUACGCCGAGCGCACCAAAAAAUACGAAGGCCAUGAAAAGUGGUAUCAUCCCGAUCUCGCCGUUGACUUGGUGGAUCGCACCCUUACUCUCUUCCCUAAGCAACUGUAUGGGACCAAGGGCAAUCUGCCUGAUUUGUCCGAUAAGUUUGUCACAACAGAUCCAGAAAAUGACAUUGGUGCAUGGCACCUGAAUCUCGGCGGUAUUCAUCCCAGGUAUAAGUACGUGUGGCAAGCGGCAGGAAAGACCAUUCUCAGAGUCCAACACCCCGGGAAAUUUCCUCCCUGGGUCCCCGAAGAACCACUUCCUAAUCUUAUUCCCGCCCCCGGUGCCAUUGAUUAUAUCUCGGGAAUUAAGCUUAGAGAAGAGUCAGUUACACCAAAGGGUGGAGGCUGGACUAUGCAAGAGGAAGCAGAUUUCAAUGGCUUCGUUACUGCGGCAGGCAAAGCGUUUGAUGCGUAUAAGAAGAUCAAGGGCAGUGCGAAGGAAUGCGCUGCGGUGGAGAUUGAGGAGGUUGAAGAGGUCGAGAAGCCCAAUACGGCCGAUAUCCCUACUAUUGCCGAGAAAAUCAGAAAUGGGACGAUCGCGAACCGUGAUUUUGGUUCCUUUGUGCAAGAUCCCUACCCAGAGCCUCCAGACGAAUUUCUUCUAGACUUCAUCCGUGACGACCCCGACAGUGCCCGCUGGGCCGGUGCCGGUCAUGAUCGAGAGACUUGUCAUUGUUUGAUAUGCAGGAUGUACUUACGCAUAUACUACUGA
Molecule: messenger RNA, 1311 nt
Organism: Aspergillus udagawae
Lineage: Eukaryota; Fungi; Ascomycota; Eurotiomycetes; Eurotiales; Aspergillaceae
Exons: 3
Coding region: 1-1311 (436 amino acids)
Source: RefSeq, a predicted model, not a curated record